AUGGAUAUUUCCACCGGUGUGUCCGACUCCAACUUGCCUGAAACUGAACACCACAUCGUCAAGGCUGAUGAGGUGGAUCAGACUGGCACGGACAUCUCCCCUGUCUCAGACGACCAAUUGAUGGAGGAGGUCGCAGAGGGUCUGCGGCAAGAGCAGGCUCCGUCCGCAAUAACAGAGGCGAUAGCGGCUUCAUCACAGCCAGAGACGACCACAAAACGGCCCGAAUUACGACGAGACGGAUCGGCCCCUCCACCGCCAUUACAACCCCCUCCCCCGGCACCCGUUCAGCAGAAUGCGGACCGACCAACGGACUCCUCCCUGAGCUUGGCUCAGCUGCGAAGACUGGUGCAGGAGAUGCCCAAGGUUGAACAGCCGGCCUAUGCUUUCGAAUAUGCCGAUGCGCAACCGUUCCCAGAUGAGCUGGAAGAGUGGUUCCAGUACAAUGAAUUCGAUCGCGUGAUGUUGAUGGGUAUGAAAGCCACCUUCGAAAGGCAAUGGUAUGCUUUCUGUCAGCAGAAUGCUUCGGGCACAGGUGUGCAGUCAUGGGUCGAUGUAUCCGAGGACCUUCGCCAAUCAUUCAUGAUGCGCUCCUUGGAUAAUCUGCAACAUAUGGACGUUUCUGUGCGCUUGGAGGCACUGGAGAAUAUUUGCUAUGCGGUCACCGGUGUAUGGGGUCUCACUGGGGGUCGAGUUGCCCCCGACUAUCCAGCAGACAUGGACGCCCGAUCGGCAGCCGAAACACCUGAGUCAAAAUCACUACAGAUUGCCUGGAUCGAGAAGAAUGUCACACUUCUUCAGCAAUGUUCUGGUAUCUCGGUCUUGAUUUUGAGGUUAUCCCAGCUCUUUGACAAAAACCGUGCCUCGCUUGGCCCAGAUCCAGAUGGAAGCGAGUUUGAACGACUUAACCCAGGGGAUAUUGCUGCUCCAGAGCGCGAAGCCAACCUGGUCCUUACCUUGUUGUAUUUUUCAAUUGAAGUUGGCCGACGCCAAGAAGCUCAAGACUCUCAGAAUACAUUGAUUCGUGACGCUCUUGCCGAAUCGAAUCCUUGUUUAUUGGUGACCAUUGUGGAAAUAAUUGCACGCCUGAGGUGGGACGAAUCUGCCAAUAUUCCUCUCACGAGGAUUAUUCUUUUGCUGUGGAAAUCUAUCCUUCUCGUCUUCGGCGGCAGUGAUAAAUUGAAGAGGACAAAAGAGGUUCUUGAGCCUCCUUUGAUCUCCGAAGAGGAUGCCGCCAAUCGUAGAACACCUUUCCUGACCGCAAACCCUCUCGACUAUCACAUUUUCCGCCAGGAGAUCACGUCAAAAUACCCUUCCUACAAUCCACCCCCUUCGAUUGUCCCUCUCGAACUCGAAAACAAUUCCAUUUUACCCCCUCUACCGCAGCAUCCUAGCCGAAUCAACUCUACAAGUGGACUUUUCUGUGGAGUUGGCCCAUCGAUUGCCGGUGGAAAUGGCUCUAUUCUUCAACAGGCCGUUCAUAUCGCGACUCCGGCGCCAUCUCCUCCACCCUCUCCAAUUGGCCCCGGAGGGAAGGCCGGCAAGAAACAAAACUACCAGACCAACCAGAACUUCCCACUUCUGUACCCCCCGUUAGAUGAUACCAGCAAUCGUAUCGGCGGAAAGGGGACGACAGAGCGACAGGACGUUUUGGUAGGCAAGCGAUGGGAGGGUAGUGAUGUGCCUGCAUCCGUCAUUGAAGCCGGAAAGCUCUUCUCCACCCAUGUCAAGAUGACUCGGGCGAUGCAGCAGCUGUGGGAAGAGCGCGAGAAUUUCAUGAUGUACGACCGGGGUUGGAACUUCGAGCAGUCUCAGCGGCGAGUCCCUGACUUCCCGUCGCUGGAUGAUACCACUGGCGAAUUGGAGAACUUGGACCUGUCUGAGAGCGAGUCCAACCCUCAUAAAAAAGAAACGGAUGACCCGGAUGUACAGCGACGACUGGAAGCCGUGGAGGCGUUCUAUUCUCAAACCUUGGCUCAUCUUCAGUCCAUAACAAUUGUGUUUCUGAAGAUUAUUCUGACGAACGUGAGUGCUGUUGUGAAUCAGGCGAAUUCACAGAGUUCUCAAAACAUGAGUAAUGGCCAUGGGAUCAAUGGGUCAUCUACAGAGUUUUCUCCCGAUUCCUCCAUUGACGAACUGGAUAAUAUUCGGUUACGAGAAAUCACCGGUAAAGCCGUAUCCGGCACUUUACUUCUCCUGUUGAAGUGGUUCAAGCGAUCUCAUGUUCUCAAAUUUGAGUAUAUGACACAGCUACUGCUCGACUCGAACUACUUGCCAUUAAUCCUGAAGAUGUUCGCCCAUCAGGACGUGGAUCAAGCCGUGGCGCAGAAAAAUGACCGCGAGGACCUCGCUUUCUUCCAUUUCUGCAGCGAACGCUCCAAUUACGCGAUGGGAACUCAGCAACCGGGUGAUGGUGACACCGAGAGUGAGGAUGAGGCUGUUCCGCCGCCUAUCUCCCGUCAUCGACCCAAUUUGAAUACCGGCAGCCGCGGUGCUCGUGCCGUCUCCGAAGAAGAGUCUAUUGCGGGGAUACUUGACGGUCCAGCACGCCCUGAAGUCGACGAACUCGGCUAUCCUACGGCUCCUCUGCCCAAGGAACCCAUCACAGUCUUCUCCUUCCGCAACUUCUUCUCUGCAAUCAACUACCUUCACAUCAUGCAGAAGAUUACUCGAGAUAAGGCACAUCGCUGCCUUCUACUCGUGCAGUACAAGUCGAGCACGAUCCUUCGGAAGGGUCUCAAGAUCCCGGACCCUCAUCUCCGAUUCUACACUCUCAAGCUCUUCAAGUCUCAAGUACCCUACUGCGGCCGCAAAUGGCGCCAGGGCAAUAUGCGUGUUAUCACCGCCAUUUACCUGUACUGCCGACCAGAGCUACGGGAUGACUGGCUCGCUGGCUCGGACGUUGAUGCCGAAGUUGAAGAAGCUUUACCUCUGGAGCAGGCGCUUCGUGGAUUGACGCACUGGUGGCAUCUACGUCAGUACAAGGACGUCAUGGCUGGGUCGGAGGGUUCCAGCAUGAUGGAAGAGGAGCGUGAUUUCUUUGUUCGUGAAUUAGAGUCUAUGGGAUGGGGCUUUGGUGAUGAAUUGGCCGGCGAGGACUCGGAUCCUGGCAACCAGAUGCCCAACGGGAAUGAGUGGGAGGGCGGCCAAAUGCCGGCGGAAGGGAGCUGGCCACAGUGA
Molecule: messenger RNA, 3177 nt
Organism: Penicillium subrubescens
Lineage: Eukaryota; Fungi; Ascomycota; Eurotiomycetes; Eurotiales; Aspergillaceae
Product: FAR11/STRIP family protein
Exons: 5
Coding region: 1-3177 (1058 amino acids)
Biological process (GO): cytoskeleton organization
Cellular component (GO): cytosol
Source: RefSeq, a predicted model, not a curated record